AGGGAAGUCGGCAGUGCGAUACAGAAGAGUGCGAACAUAGCAUGAAAAACCCUAUCUGUCUGAUGCUCGCUCUUCUUUGCGGAUUUCUUUGAAACAAAAACACUUCAAACACAAACAAUUUCCAAAACUUUUGCUUCUUUAACAACAACAACAACUACAAACAACAACAGCAACAACAAGAACAUUGAUAGCAACAACAACGACCACAUCUCAACAGCAAAAGCCUACUCUAACAAAAACACACAUACCCAAAGAAUUUCCCCAGUGGCAAUCUCAACGGAAUAUUUACUGAACUCAAUCACAGGAAUAUUGUUAAGAACAAACAGCGGGACCGCAAGUGCAUUUUCAUUCAGUAAAUAGCAAAAGAAGCCACGCCCAUAAAGGAGCAAGAGUAGCCCAAAAACACCAACAAAACAACAAAAAAAAAUGGCGGCUUUUAUAGCGAAACAAAUGGUUGGAAACCAAUUAAGUGCCGUUAAAGAUGCUGCAGGCGGAGGUGAUGGCGGUGAUGAUGGCGAUGACAAGGAAAAGGCAGAGGAGGAGGAGAGAGAGCGUCAGGAGGCCAUACGUGAGGCUGAAGAGCGACGCAAGGAGAAGCACCGGAAAAUGGAGGAAGAGCGUGAAAAGAUGAGACAGGACAUACGCGAUAAGUACAAUAUCAAGAAGAAAGAGGAAAUCGUUGAAGCGGCACCACAGGAAGAGCCUAACCCAUUGAUGAGGAAAAAGAAGACGCCCGAAGAGUUGGCCGCCGAGGCAGAGCAGGAGGAGCUCGACGAUUUUACAAAACUGAAAAAUCAAAUAGAAACGCAAGUAAAUGAGCUAAAAACCCAAAUAGAGGGAAAAUGUGUCAUGCAGUGAUAUGUCAGUCAGUCAGUCAUCAUAAUACUAACUAAAAAUAAAUACAGCAACAACCAAAAAUAAUAACAAUAAUAAUACGCAAAACGCAAAUGAGAUUAAAUCAAUGCAAAUAAUAAUACUAUAAUAAUAAUCUAUGCCCAUAUUCAACUGAUUUCAAUCAUCUCUAAAUUGAAUUUGUUGAUAUGAGUAUUGAGACCUGUUAAGUUAAUGCCACGGAACCGAAAUACCGGAGAAGAAAUCACAUAAUACUAAUAAUGAUCUAAAACUAAAUACAAAAGUGCAUAAUAAUAUAUGCCACAUGCCAUAUUAAAAGUAACACACACAGUAUAUAACUCGGCAUAAUUCGGCAGCAAUAAAUUUAUGGAUAAAAUGUUAAACUACGGCCGAUAUCAAUCGAAUAAAUAUAUAUAUACAUAUAUGGAGCAUUAUCCUAUAUCAAUAAAUUCGAUUAUAACAAUUCUAAUCCAAAAUGAAAUGCCCAUAUUUGACAAAAAGAAAAAACAAAAUGCGAGCAGGACGGUGAAAUCCUAUUGAAUUUUAAAAUAAAGUAGUUAAAACAUAAACCAAAUUAUGUAUAAACGAAAUAUAGUAAACGCCUUUAAAAAACAAAAAAAUAAUAUUCAAAUCACUUUUGCUUCGAUGGUAAUGUAAUAUACUCAAAACGAAAAAAAAAACAAAAAAACACAAAAAAAAAAAUAUACAAAAAUACAUAAACGUUGUUUAGUUGAAUAACAUUUAAUUCAAAACCCCCUCUCCCCACCCCAAAAAACAAAAACCAAAAAAAAACUAACUAACCACAAGCGAAUGGUACGACAGAGGAGGAGGUUCCUGAUUCAUGUCAAACCGUCGAGAAAAAUGUUGCUGAAAUCACUUUUUUGGACUUGAAAUAUCCCAUACACCGAUAUGGUAUGAGAUAAUGAAUUAAAUCGGCGCAUAUACAUAUAUUGUAAUUUCGAUGACAAAAUUUGUUUAGUUUUUGGUUCAGAAAACGUAUUAUAUAUUGUAUAUUCUCAAAUGAAAAUCAAAUUGACUGCAGAUAACCGUUGAUAUACAUACAAAAAAAAAAAUGCUGGGUACUCGAUAACAAAGAAAAAACAAAACAAAAAACAUUCUCUCGUCACAGUUAAUUUAUAAUUGUUAUGAAACUCAAGAUAACAAUAUGUUCUUUAACAGCUAUUACAUUUUGUUUCUUUCUCUAUAUAUAUAUAUACUAAACUAACUAACUAAACUUUUUAAUUGAGCCAAAAAAAAAACCAACAAAAAUACGAACAAACAAUUAUGAAAACUUCUUCAACAA
Drosophila willistoni is the source of this 2155-nucleotide messenger RNA. RefSeq names its product complexin (gene cpx). The record is from RefSeq and is a predicted model, not a curated record. Gene Ontology annotation, molecular function: syntaxin binding. Gene Ontology annotation, biological process: regulation of neurotransmitter secretion; neurotransmitter transport; synaptic vesicle exocytosis. NCBI's taxonomy places the organism in Eukaryota, Metazoa, Arthropoda, Insecta, Diptera, Drosophilidae. The coding region runs from base 427 to 858 and encodes 143 amino acids. Gene Ontology annotation, cellular component: SNARE complex; terminal bouton. The transcript is spliced from 7 exons.